GGUGGCGGUAGUGCGCAUAGUGCGUCUCAUACGUCAUUCCGUCAACCCAAACGAAGAAGACGGAAGCGGGAAGUCACGUCAGAUGUUGUCAUGGCGUCUCACAUGUAAAUCACCGGGCUGCAGAGACUGAAGAAAACAAAACAACUUAUUGAGAGAUCUGAAGGUUAAAGGAAUCAAACUGUCUCGCUGACUCCCAGGACCAAAACAUGAGCACUCAAUACAGCAUUCUUUUCAAGCAAGAACACGCUCACGACGAUGCUAUCUGGACAGCAGCGUGGGGGAAAAGUGAGGCGGACGGGACAGAAACUAUUGUGACUGGUUCACUAGAUGAUAUGGUGAAAGUCUGGAAAUGGUCAGACGAGAAGCUGGAGCUGCAGUGGACUCUGGAGGGACACCAGCUGGGCGUGGUGUCAGUAGACAUCAGUCACAAUGGAGCCAUCGCUGCCUCUAGCUCUCUCGACGCUCACAUCCGUCUGUGGGACCUGGAGUCAGGAAAACAGAUCAAGUCCAUGGACGCCGGACCAGUCGAUGCGUGGUCGGUCGCCUUCUCCCCAGACUCCAAGUACAUUGCCACAGGAAGCCAUCUCGGCAAGGUCAACAUCUUCGGUGUGGAAAGCGGCAAGAAGGAAUAUUCUCUGGACACUCGAGGAAAAUUCAUCCUGAGUAUCGCUUACAGCCCUGAUGGAAAAUAUUUGGCCAGCGGAGCUAUUGAUGGAAUCAUCAACAUCUUUGACAUCGCCACUGGAAAGCUGCUCCACACACUGGAAGGUCACGCCAUGCCCAUCAGAUCUCUCACUUUCUCCCCCGACUCUCAGCUCCUGGUCACGGCCUCUGACGACGGCUACAUCAAAAUAUAUGACGUGCAACAUGCCAACCUGGCCGGCACACUGAGUGGACACGGAUCCUGGGUUCUUAACGUUGCCUUCUCCCCAGAUGACACACACUUUGUCUCGAGCUCGUCCGACAAGAGCGUGAAGGUCUGGGAUGCGUCCUCCAGAGCAUGCAUCAACACUUUCUUUGACCAUCAAGACCAGGUGUGGAGUGUAAAGUACAACAGCACCGGCUCAAAGAUCAUCUCCGCUGGUGACGACCGCGCCAUCCACAUCUACGACUGUCCCAUGUGAUGGAUGACGUCUGCUACGAGCUACAAGCUGUUAACUGAGAUCAUGCAUUUGAAGUUGGUGUUUGGGUGGAGGCAGGAGGAGAGCUGUACAUUUAAAGGUUUUUUUUUCUUUUUGCACUUACCAAUUGCGGUCAAAUAAAAGGGUUGCUUUUGUACUUUG
Larimichthys crocea (large yellow croaker) is the source of this 1283-nucleotide messenger RNA. RefSeq names its product SKI8 subunit of superkiller complex (gene skic8). Gene Ontology annotation, molecular function: protein binding. Bases 207 to 1124 code for a protein of 305 amino acids. The transcript is spliced from 11 exons. The record is from RefSeq and is a predicted model, not a curated record. Gene Ontology annotation, cellular component: Cdc73/Paf1 complex. Lineage: Eukaryota; Metazoa; Chordata; Actinopteri; Sciaenidae.